Melanotaenia boesemani (Boeseman's rainbowfish) is the source of this 4179-nucleotide messenger RNA. RefSeq names its product symplekin (gene sympk). The coding region runs from base 335 to 3991 and encodes 1218 amino acids. The record is from RefSeq and is a predicted model, not a curated record. Gene Ontology annotation, cellular component: mRNA cleavage and polyadenylation specificity factor complex. The transcript is spliced from 27 exons. Lineage: Eukaryota; Metazoa; Chordata; Actinopteri; Atheriniformes; Melanotaeniidae.
CAGUGUCGCCGCUUUUUCAAUCAAAUAUGGCAGCUUCCUUUUGUGAGUUAGCGAAGUUGUUGCACUGAGUGAAAUAUUUAAAUAAACGGUAUUUGUAGGUUUGUAAAACAGAACGUAUUUAAUUUAGCUGAAACACCCGAAUGAAGUCUAUCAAGCAGUUUGUAGGUGUCACAUAUUUGCUAUAAUAAAAGCAAAGUAGCUGAUUGAGGUACCAUUUCGGUUAGCAUGAAGCUAGCGUGCUAACUGACUGAGAUCAAAGCGGCGAGGUCCAGUGUGUAUAGAUAUUAAGAAGGCCAUGUUAUCUGCACAGUGAGAGUCACAAAACAGCAGCAACAUGGAGCUUUCUACCAAGGAGGAGGAAACUCCCAGUGUGGUAGAUAUGACCACAAGUGAAAAGGUUGUAGAACUUCUGAAUCAGGCUGCCUUGAUACCAACAGAUGAAAAGUUGACUGUUCUCAAACAGGUUCAGGAGCUUAUCAUCAACAAGGAUCCAUCUCUUCUUGACAAUUUUUUGGAUGAGAUAAUCGCUUUUCAGACUGACAAGUCCAUUGAAGUGAGAAAGUUUGUUAUUGGAUUUAUAGAGGAAGCAUGCAAAAGGGACAACGAGCUUCUCCUCAGACUGAUUGCCAACCUGAACAUGUUGCUGAAGGAUGAAAGUGUGAAUGUGGUGAAAAAAGCCAUCCUCACUCUCACUCAGCUGUACAAAGUUACACUGCAGUGGUUGGUGCGCUCCAAAGCAGUAUCGGAUAUGCAGGAGGCAUGCUGGGAUUUAGUCACACAGAUGACGGGGGAUGUUCUGGCCUUACUUGACUCUGAGAACGAUGGUGUUCGCACUCACUCCAUCAAGUUUACAGAAUCAUUAAUCAUUACUCUGUCACCGCGGACGUCCGAGUCCGACAUCCCCAAACGUCAGGAAGGCGACAUCAGCCUGGACAAAGUUCCCAAAGAUCAUUUGUACAUUCGCUAUGAUGCUUUGUGUGAGGAGGGAAAGACUGCUCUGGAGAAGCUGCUAAAGUUCAUGGUCCAUCCAGCUAUUUCCAGCAUUAACCUAACCACGGCGCUGGGUUCACUGGCCACCAUUGCCCGUCAGAGGCCAAUGUUUAUGUCAGAAGUGGUGCAAGCAUAUGAGACACUUCAUGCAAACCUACCCCCUACCUUGGCCAAGUCUCAGGUCAGCAGUGUUCGAAAGAAUCUGAAGCUGCACUUGGUGGCAGUUCUCAAACAUCCAUGCAGUCUGGAGUUCCAGGGUCAAAUCAGCACAUUGCUGCUGGACCUGGGAAUGCCCCAGAGCGAAAUAACCAGAUACACACCUCCACCACGCGAGCAGCGCAAAAGGCCACGAUAUGAACCAUACACGGAGGGGAAAAAAGUCAAGAUGGAACCAGCUUUGAUUGAAGACGAUGAGGACAAAGAGGAGCCGGCCCCCCUCACAGUCCCCAAGCCAGUUGCUGUCCCAGUCACGCAGUCUGCCAUCGACCUCACAGCUGAGUUCCUGCGCCCAUUGCUGAACCCUGAGAAUGUAGCCAACCUGGUGCUCAUCAGCAUGGUCUAUCUGCCCGAUGUCAUGCCAGCAUCCUUCCAGGCCACAUACACACCUGUUGAGUCAGCAGGCACUGAUGCACAAAUCAAACAUCUCGCCAGGCUAAUGGCUACACAGAUGACUGCAGCUGGGAUUGGUCCAGGUCUUGAACAGUGCAAAGCAAGAGAAGAUGGCACAGUCAAAGAGGAGCUAAAUGAAGACGACCCUGCCGCUAAAGACAUUCUCAUCAAGCGCAAACUUCCGGCGGUGAUGGUGGGGCAAGCCAUCUCUGUGGUGGGAGGUUACGCAGAGAAACCUUUAAAUACUGAAGCUCCGACUGCAGUCAAGAGGCUUCCUGAGCCCAUCCUUCCUUCUGCACAAACCAAGAUGACGGGGGCAAGCGGGAGGAAAAAAGUCUUUCGGUUGUUGGAUGUUGUCCAGCCUUUAUCAGACACCCAGAUUGAGACUUUGACUUCGAAAGCGGUGAAGCGCAUUCUGCAUUCAGAAAAGGCGAUUGCACAGAGUGGGAUGUCGCAUGUCAGGGUUAAGAUACUCUCCAGGCUUGUGACACAGUUUGAAGGGAUGAUGAAAGAAGACGUGCUGGCGUUUAUUCUGGAUGACAUCAGGACCAGGAGCGACCUGGCGUUUUCUCUCCUCUACCAAGAGUACAACACCUACCUCAGCCAGCUGCCUUCAGGGCUGCUGGACAGCUACGACCACUGUCUCUACACUCUGCUGUCAGGCCUGCAGGAGAAACCCGAGCAGAGGGAUGGACUUUUCACCAAGCUGGUCCUGGAGGCUCCCCUCAUCACAGAAUCCGCACUGGAAGUGAUCCGACGUUACUGUGAGGACGAGUCUCGAGUUUAUCUGGGCAUGACGACUCUGAAGGAGCUCAUCAUCAAGAGGCCCUCCAGACAGUUUCAGUAUCUGCACGUUCUUCUGGAUCUCAGCUCUCAUGACAAGGAGAAGGUGCGCACCACGGCUUUGGGUUUUCUGAAGCGCAUGUAUGAGAAAGACCAACUCAGGGACUACAUAGAGAAGUUUGCUCUAAACUACUUGCAGCUUCUGGUUCACCCCAACCCUCCAUCUCUGCUCUUCGGGGCCGACAAGGACACAGAGGUGGCUGCCCCCUGGAAUGAAGAGACAGUGAGGCAGUGUCUUUUCCUCUACCUCUCCCUGCUUCCCCUAAACCACCGGCUGGUCCACGAGCUUGCUUCCGUCUACACCGAGGCCAUCGCUGAUAUCAAACGUAGCGUCCUGCGAGCCAUAGAGCAACCAAUCCGUGGUAUGGGGAUGAACUCACCGGAGCUGCUACUCUUGGUUGAAAACUGCCCAAAAGGAGCAGAGACUUUGGUCACUCGCUGCCUUCACAUUUUGACAGAUAAAGUGCCUCCGUCACCAGAGCUGGUGGAGAGGGUGCGAGACCUUUACCACAAACGAGUGCCAGAUGUCCGUUUCCUGAUCCCAGUUAUUAAUGGUCUAGAAAAGAAUGAAGUCAUUCAAGCUCUACCGAAGCUCAUCAAACUCAACCCGAUUGUAGUGAAGGAGGUUUUCAACAGACUACUGGGAACUCAGCACAGUGAGGGAAGUUCAUCUGUGUCCCCUCUUACCCCAGGAGACCUGCUCAUUGCCUUACACAAUAUCGACUCAACCAAAUGUGAUAUGAAGUCGAUCAUAAAAGCUACCAACCUGUGCUUCGGGGAGAAGAACGUGUACACAUCAGAGGUUUUGGCGGUGGUGAUGCAGCAGCUGAUGGAGCAGAGUCCUCUCCCCAUGCUGCUCAUGCGCACCGUCAUCCAGUCUCUCACCAUGUACCCCCGACUGGGUGGAUUUGUGAUGAACAUACUGUCGCGCCUUAUUGUAAAGCAGGUGUGGAAGUAUCCCAAGGUGUGGGAGGGAUUUGUGAAAUGCUGCCAGAGGACAAAGCCUCAGUCCUACAGCGUGCUCCUACAGCUGCCGCCGGCACAGCUAACAAGCGUGUUUGAGCGCUGUCCGGAGAUGAGGGCCCCUCUUCUGCAGCACGUCCACUCCUUCACACCUCAUCAGCAAGCUCACAUACCUGCCUCCAUCAUGGCCGUCCUGGAAGCAAAUAAAAAACCAGAGCCAAAGCCUGUGGAGCCAGUUAUGGACAAAGAGAUGGAGCCUGCUCCAGCUGUCUUGGUUGUAGAGGACUCUCUCAUCCUGGCACAGAAGGAGGCUGAGAUGCCCGUCCAUCAAGAGCCAGCAACCAUUCACGAUCAAGAGGAACCAAUGGAAGAAGAAGGGGCCAAUCCAGUGAUACAGGAAGACAAUACUGAUAGUAUCUCACAGGUGGAUUUGGAAAAAGCCCCAGAGACACCGAUAUCUCAUCCCGACCCAGUUGAGGAACCAAUGGAGGAGUCUCAGCCUGAGCUCUCGGACCACCAGGAGCCCGUCAGAGAUGCUGAGGCCACAGGAGCUGAGGCAGGAAGUGGAAGCGAAGAUGUAGAAUAAAAGAAGGCACUCAAUAAGUGAACAUUUCUCCAAAUUACCCACAGAUUUUCAGAAUUUCAAAAAAGUUUUUUGUUUUUGUAUUUUUGAGAACGGAGAUUGUGAGUAUGAAAUACAUUUGUGUAUGAAAGCUUCCACAUUCUUCAUGUCAUAACAAGUUGGCUAAUAAAUCAAAAUGCUUUACCAUCCAA